AGUGCGCGGCGCGGGAGGCGGAGCCGCGCGGCCCCCGGGGUCAGCUGACCCAGAGCACGAGCUGAACCCAGAAGGCGACCCCGGCGGCGGGUGUCUGUGAGGAGAGUCCCCUGUGCCACUCACCCUCCUGGGCUGGGAGCUCCCAGGCCACCGCCAUGGUCUGGAGGAAGCUGAGCCCAAGCAACUUCUCCAGCUGCCCCAACGGCUCCCGCCAGUGGAUCUGGGAUGUGUUUGGUGAGUGUGCCUACGACGGCUGGGAUGAGGCCAGCGUGGGCCUGGGUUUGAUCUCCAUCCUCUGCUUCUCGGCUUCCACCUUCCCCCAGUUCAUCAAGGCCUGCAAGACCGGCAACAUGGACCAGGCCCUGUCCCUGUGGUUCCUCCUGGGCUGGAUCGGCGGGGACUCCUGCAACCUCAUCGGCUCUUUCCUCGCCAACCAGCUACCUCUGCAGACAUACACAGCCGUGUAUUACGUCUCGGCGGACCUGGUGAUGCUGACUCUGUACUUCUAUUACAAGUUCAAGAACCGUUCCCCUGGGUUGUCCACCCCCAUCAAUUCUGUGCUCCUGUUGGUCGCGGGGGCGGUGUGUGCUGUGCCGUUGCUGAGCAGUGCUGGGCCAGUGGCUGCCCCAACGGGGAGCUUCCAGGGACGGACACUCCUGUCUGUGGAGCCACACAUUAGGCCCUUCACCCAGCAGGAGGUCAUCGGCUUUGUGAUUGGCUCCAUCUCCAGCGUGCUCUACCUGCUGUCUCGGCUGCCCCAGAUCCGCACCAACUUCCUGCGGAAAUCCACCCAGGGCAUCUCCUACUCUCUCUUUGCCUUGGUGAUGCUGGGCAACACGCUGUAUGGGCUGAGCGUACUGCUCAAGAAUCCUGACAUGGGUGAGAGCGAGGGCAGCUAUCUGCUGCACCACCUGCCCUGGCUCGUGGGCAGCCUCGGGGUGCUGCUGCUCGACACCGUGAUCUCGGUCCAGUUCCUGGUGUACAGGAACCGCGCAGUCCCCACCGCCUGCACCACCGCCGAGCGGGAGCCCUUGCUCUCUAGCUGACCAGUUCCAGGCUGAGACAAGGAUGACCGAGACCUCCACGAGCCACACCCACAAAGGGAGAGGUGUGGGUGCUGCUGCGGCCCCAGUGGCUCUGCCCAGCCUCCUCUGGGGACUGGGUGGACUUCUAGGAGUGAGGGAGCCCCCGGGCCCUGCCAACCUGCUCCCCACAACACACUUCCCAGGAGCCAGUGUCGCUGUCCGUCAUGCCCACCUACCUCACUGUGCCUGGGUACCCUGGAGGCCCUGGCAGCUGCCCAGUGACCUGAGCCCACAUGGUCUGCGGGGCCUCCUGGCCAGGCUGCUGCUCUCAUUCCUCCCCCUGGGUGCCUGGGGCAGCAUGGGCCGGGCCCCCAGAGCAAGCCAAGUGAAGAGCACAUUCUACCAAGGCCGGAGGCUCUGCAGUAUGUGUCCCUGGGCCCCGCCAGUGGCAGGCUGCAGCCGGGUCGGGGGACGCAGCAGCGGGAAUAGCGUGAGGCGGGAGCACAGGGUGGUGGAGGGUGGCUCUUGGUCCUGCCCCUAAGCUUCGUGGUGUCCCUGGCCUCUGUGGUGCUGGUCCUAGAGUCGGUGCAAUGGGAUGACAGCACUGCCACUUCCGACGUCCAGUGAGAGGGAGCAUCCGGCUUGGGGCUACUCCAGGGCACAGAAUCACUUGGUCUGGCCCUGCCACGGCAGCCACAGGUGGAGGCUGAAAUUCAAUAAAUCUACAGCAGGCUCAUUUUUAAGUUGCUGAUUUUGCACUGCCUGCAGGUGAUGCUAGAUUCAAAUAGCCCUCAGCAGAAGAAAGCUUCCCCAGCCCUUAGUGAGGGUCACAUACAGUAGUGAGGUUAACGGAGCUGAGCCCCUAGGUUGGCAUCAUUGGUUUUGCAGUUGGAGGCAAGCAGGGGAGGCCUUCCUGGAGGAGGUGGCAGGCCAGCAGGAUGAGUGGGGAAGAUGGGUAGGGGUUAAGAUGGCAUGGCACAGACAAGAGGAAGGGGAGGUGCAGAGGUGGGCAGGGCUUAGCCUGGGCCCCAACAGGCUACGUGCCUUAGAGACACAGAGGGGGUGGUCACUCAGAGACUCCUGGGGGCAGCAGGAGCCUGCCCAGAGCAGGCUCUGGUCCUAGCCACCUGCCUGCUCGGCCUGGCCAGGCAAGGGUGUGCUGCAGAGUGUUGGCCCACUCUGCUGCUGGUUACGCCAGGUUCCCAUGUGCUGACAAGCCACAAGGGCAGGCUGUGAGGGGCGCACAGGAGGAAGAGGGGAGCCAGGGAUGGGUGCAGGGAAAAUGGCUCUCAGAGCACCUUCAGGGGUGUGGCUGAGGCCUCCAGCCGCUGCUCAGCCCUUGUCUCAGGGCUGGGGGGUGGAAGUGGGAUCUUGCCAGCUGGGCUAGCAGAACCCAGCGUGAGCCCAGAGGCUCAAGGGUCAGGCAGCGGAAGGGCCUUGGUGCACCCAUGGGGGCCCUCCCCCGAGGCUGCCUCCCCUGCUGCUCAUGGGACCAAGGAUGCCUUCUACCCCACCCCACUCUUCUGUGCUACCUCCCUGGGCUCCCUUCUUCUUGGGGUGCUCCAGGGGCCCUGCCAGCCCCUAGGCCUCAGAGGGGGCUGGGCAGUGGCCAGACCAUGGCUCCCUACAUGCUGUCUUAAUCUUACAUCAAAAAAAGCAGCAGUGACGGCUCCUGAAGAGGAUUCCAGAAGGCAGAAUGAAGCCAGGCUUGGCACACAGCAGUCAAAACUUCCAGCAUGACAGGGUGCCCAGAGCCAGGCCCAGCCUCACCCAACCUCCUAUAGUCACCCAGGGCCAAAAGCACCAGAGGGCAGAGUCUCCCACGCCAGGCUCCCACCACAGGCUCUGCACUGCACGAAGGUGGGGGGCUUGCCUCAGCCGGGAGGCAGCAGCCAGCACCCACAGGGUGACCUGGAACUGGGGGCUGCAGCGAGGGCUGGGUCCCGGGCAGCACCAGGACCUUCAGGCCGGGCAUUCGUGUGGAGGGAGAAAAGACAGGCCUGAGGCAGGAGUGGGGACCCCUGCGGCCCACCACACACCCAGCUGGUGAGGCUUCAGGUGGUCCUAAGCUUUUCUGAGGGUGAGGUGAGAGGGGGUCUCUAAGGCUCCUCCACGCGGCGGCCUAGGAGGCAGUACCAGUCUAGAAGGGGAGGCAGGCGAGAAAAACACAGCAAAGC
Messenger RNA from Ochotona curzoniae (black-lipped pika), 3202 nucleotides. RefSeq names its product solute carrier family 66 member 1 (gene SLC66A1). The record is from RefSeq and is a predicted model, not a curated record. NCBI's taxonomy places the organism in Eukaryota, Metazoa, Chordata, Mammalia, Lagomorpha, Ochotonidae. The transcript has 8 exons. Bases 156 to 1046 code for a protein of 296 amino acids.